Acanthocheilonema viteae is the source of this 507-nucleotide messenger RNA. The record is from the annotation of a GenBank genome assembly. Lineage: Eukaryota; Metazoa; Nematoda; Chromadorea; Rhabditida; Onchocercidae.
AUGGAAAUUACGAGACAAUCAAGAAUAAUUCUCGCUUUAACAGCAUCACAAGCAUCUGCGAAAGCUUUCAGUAGCUCAUGGAUUGAUAAAUUUCAUUCCAUUAAUUACUACUCAUCAAAUUUGACUGCUCCAGCCUUUAAUGCAACAGAACCAAUAGAAGAUCUAAUGGACAUGAAUUUGACUGAACAAAAUUUCAAUACUUCAAAUUUUAUCGAAGGUAUCAUUGGUAUUGAUUCGGUUCAAAGACAGUUGGAAUGUUGUGGUGUUGAAGGAUCACAUGAAUGGUUAAGUCUUUAUUCUGGGACAUUUGCGCAUCAUAAGAUUUUGUGUUCAUUUCUAAUUGGAGCUAUAUUUGUACAACUUAUUUUAUCACCGCUCAUUUACUUUCUCGUGGAAGGAAGGCGACGAAUUGAACGAAUAUUGUACAUUAGUCGAUGGAAACGACAACUUGAGGUUUUAUUAGAACAGCAACGAAAAAAUGUCGCCGAGCAAAAAGAUACAAAUUAA